This is a messenger RNA of Colletotrichum godetiae, 571 nucleotides long. RefSeq lists its product as uncharacterized. The record is from RefSeq and is a predicted model, not a curated record. The coding region runs from base 116 to 448 and encodes 110 amino acids. NCBI's taxonomy places the organism in Eukaryota, Fungi, Ascomycota, Sordariomycetes, Glomerellales, Glomerellaceae. The transcript has 2 exons.
AGAUCAGAUCUGAUAAACUGAACACGUCCUAGCUCCAGCUCAGUGGAACCCAAGUGGCCCAUCCAAGACUCAUCAGCCAUGUAAUCUCGUCUAAGCAUCGACAAAUCCUGGCUGUAUGACUCUCGGCUGCGGGUCGAUGCAUUGGAAGCGGACUUGCGGAAUUGCCAUCACCAGUCUGAUCGUCAAUUCGACCGUUGGCACGGACGCCGAUUGUCGGCUUCAAAUCCAAAUCCAAAAAUUUCAUGUGUCACGUACACGUCAACCCUUUUGCGACAUUUUUCUUGUGGAUUGUAUUAAGCUUCUGACAGUGCAACUAAAGCAGCGUGGGUAUGUAGAAGAAAAGCAUCUAGAGCCAGAUAGACCAGGUGUCUAUCGACCUUUGACCAUCCAUCGGGUACACGUAAACGCUGGGCGUGCUUCCCAGCCACCGCGAAUUUCGACAACCUGACCAUAUGUCUUCAUCGCCAAUUCUGACCCUCGGCUAUUCCUCUUGUGAAAGAAUCCCUCGAGCAGCCGGUAGUCUAACGACGCGAUUGACGAGUAGGUCUGUCUCUGGGAUCGCGAGCCGCCU